This is a messenger RNA of Thecamonas trahens ATCC 50062, 3050 nucleotides long. RefSeq lists its product as uncharacterized. The record is from RefSeq and is a predicted model, not a curated record. The coding region runs from base 1 to 2733 and encodes 910 amino acids. Lineage: Eukaryota; Apusomonadida; Apusomonadidae. The transcript is spliced from 2 exons.
AUGACCCAGGGCCCGGCCUCGCCGUACGUCGUCGCCCGCUACGGCGGCAAGAAGCGCAAGACGCCUGUGGCGGCCGACGACGCCCAGCCGUACUGGGACACCGUGCUGACGUUCAACCUCGCCAAGACAGAGGACCAGCUGCUCGAGCUCGAGGUCCGCGACAAACGCACCCUCCGCGACAAGUCGGUCGGCUACUACGCCCUUGAUCUCCGCCGCGUCCUCUCGCCCGCAGGCGCCGAGGAGUGGUUCACCCUCGGCCCGCGCCCGGGCAAGCCGGCCGAGUCUGCCCGCGGCGCCCUCUACCUCGCCAUCUCCUUCUCCAAGUUUGUCGUCCGUGUUGAUCGCGCCUUUGACCUCCCGCCCCCCAACCGCACCGGCAAUGCCUACGCCACACUCUCGCCGCUCGAUGCUGCCGUGGGCGCCGCAAGCUUCCGCGCCGGCCCUGGGUCGAGCGACCCGCAACGCAGUCCGGACACAGGUGCCGAGCCGGGGGCCGCCGGUGCCAUCGGUCGCGACACCUACGUCUACCUCCGCUACGGCUCGACCAAGGUCAAGGGCGCUGUUGUGCCCGCCUCGCUCUCGCCCGUCUACGGCGAGACCUUCCACUUUCCCUACGUCCCCGGUGCACCUUUGAUCGACAUCGAGCUUUGGUCGCGCGGCACACUCUCCGACUCCUCGCUUGGCAAGGUUGUUCUCUUCCUCUCUGACUUUGCUGAUGGUGAGGUCGACGACUCGUGGUACCGACUCGUCCCGUGCGACGCGAGCAAGGCGGUGUCGGGCUCGCUCCGCCUCCAGGUCCAGGCCUUUACGCUCCCGGACGAGCUUGCGCCAUCCUGGAUGCCGGUCUCGGGCGCCGCUCCUGAUGACGCCAGCCUCUUUGGCAUCGCCUCGCACUCACCACCGCCGUCACCGGGCUCGGGCACUGUGCCGUCUGCCGAGCCAGCAGCUGCCGAUUUCACCACAUCCCAUCCUGCCGAGUGGUGUGCAGCCCAGCUCCGGAGCUGGCUGGCAAGCCUCGGCCUCGAACACGCGCACGCGCACGUUGUCGCCAGCGGGGUGUCUCCCGCACAGCUCGCCGAUGCAUCGACCAUCGACCUCGCUGCCCAGCUCGACGUCCGCAUGCCCACCGCCAAGCGCGCCUUUCGCUCGCUCCAGGAGCUCAAGGUUGCCUUUGUCAAGUCUGCCCCACCAGAGCUCCUUGCCACUGCGCCGUCCCAUCUAAUUCUUGCCCCGUCGACGUCGCGCCCAUCGUCGCUGGCAUUGCCGGACGACUUGGACGUUAUGACUCUCCCUUUUGCCGCCGCCGAGCCCAGCGAUGUGGCCGCUAAUGGCAGCGAUGGGGAGGACGACGUGUGCUCGUCUUCAUCGUCUUCGUUCUGGACCACCUCGUCUGAUGAUGACGACGAUGGAGACGGCGAUGGCGAUGGCAGCUCUGCUGCCGCUAGCUCGGCACCGCCGACGACUCCCUCCACCACCUCACCUCUCCCCGACGCCAUCCCGGCUGCGACCACCAGCAGCGGCGCCGUCGCGCUUCGCAUCAUUUCUGGUCGUGAGUACGUCCAUGCUUCCGGCAUCGAGCUGGACAAGGCCAGCACGUACGUUGUUGCUACAUGCGGCUCGGCCAAGGUCCGCUCCGUGACCGUCGCUGAAGAGUUUCUGCCCGUCUACAACACGCCGGCCUGGUUCCGCCUCGCGGACGCUGCACCUGCCCCGACGGCCGCGUCGCCUAUCGGCUCGGCCUUUGUUGCUGUGGAUGAUCUGCCGACCAACGGCAGCGCCUAUGACGGGUGGCUCGAGGUGUGUGCGCCGUCCGACGGCGAUGCGGCGGGGCCGGUUAUCGGCGGCCUCCGGAUCCAUGCUGUGGUCUCGCGGCUGCGCCUCGCGCUGCUCGCUGCGCGCGGCCUCGGCACCACCGUCGGCGCUGCAGGAGGCCGCGAGCGUGAGCUACGGGUCUUUGCCACCCUCCGCUACGGCUCGCAGCAUGCCGAGACGCCAACAGUCGACGCCGUGCGCGGUGGCCAGGUAGACUGGAACGCACCAGCCGUCGAGCUCUGCCCCGAGCCCGGCGCUACCUUUGUCACCGUCAGUGUCUGGGCCCGCGGCUCGCUCUCCAACACCCACCUUGGUUCGAUUCGGCUCCCGUUGGAGCGCUUUGACGACGCCGUCCGGCACAUUGGCUGGGCCUCGCUCUCCCGCCGCAAGCCGUCCGAGCCCGAGCUCGACCCACACUUUGCCCAGAUCAAGAUCGCCGUCGCGGCCGCCGCCCUCCCCGCCUUCGUGCUCCACUGCCGGACGCCGGUGACUCACCACGACGACGGCGAGAUCCUUGGCCAGGUCGGCGACAGCAGCUGUGGUACCGGCUCCGGCAACGACACCGACAUCGACGUGGCUGCAGCCACCGCCGCCGCACGCCUUGGCCUUGCUUCGCCCAGUGGGCCUGCGCCCGACAAGCCACUGCCGUCGCUCCCACCGCGGCUGGAGAAAGCCAACUCGACGCCGGCCAUGCCGCGGCCGGCCGACGGCGAUUCGCCAUCCGGGCACCGCCACCGCCACCGCCGCCGCCGCCGCGUUGGCUCGGGCUCAGCUGCGCGCGAUCACUCGUCUCGCUCGCCGUCGUCGUCCUCGCGGCCGCGUGCACGCACCGGCUCCAAGACUGCGGCUUCUCGGGCCCGCCACGGCUCACGCGGGACUAAGGAUGCGCUCAACCAAUCGCGCUCGUUCUGGGACUGGUAGUCUGGGACAUGUGUUAUUUGCUCUGAUCCUCACACCACCGACCAGCAACAGCCGAGAACUGUCGGCAAUUGCACGAGGUGACGUGCUAGGAACCAGUCCAUGUACCUGAGCAGGGACCGCACCUCGGAACUCGAGCAGGCAUGUGGCGGCGGCUAGGCGGAGCAGAUCAUGCGGGCCAGCUCCUCGUAGUUGACCCAUCCGUUGGGGUCGGGCUGCGCGUCUUCGACCAUCGACUGCAUCUCCUCGCGGUUAAACUUGUCGCCGUAGCGCGUCAUGGCCUCUGUCAAGGUCUUGACCUGGAUAAAGCCGGUGCCGUC